This is a messenger RNA of Serendipita indica DSM 11827, 309 nucleotides long. NCBI's taxonomy places the organism in Eukaryota, Fungi, Basidiomycota, Agaricomycetes, Sebacinales, Serendipitaceae. The record is from the annotation of a GenBank genome assembly.
AUGGGGGCGCUCAGCAACGCACUUGGCUCGCAGAACAAGGAUAACAACCAGCAGCACGGCCAAGGAUCCCAGCCCAAUGCACAGCUCGGUGGUCUCAUGAACAUGGUCAACGGCGCACUCGGUGGUGGUGCGAAGGGCGAGGCCAAAGAAGAUAAACUUGACAAGGCUGUCGACAUGUUCCAGGAGCAUGUAUUGAAGGCUGGCUCUCAAAGUAACGAGAGUGCCAUCGAGCAAGCAAAAGACAAGCAGAUUGCAGACGCAAUUCGUAGCGGCUACAAGCAGUUCACUGGCAAAGACAUUCCCUCGUAG